Larimichthys crocea (large yellow croaker) is the source of this 5730-nucleotide messenger RNA. Its product is annotated as serine palmitoyltransferase 2. The transcript is spliced from 12 exons. Lineage: Eukaryota; Metazoa; Chordata; Actinopteri; Sciaenidae. Gene Ontology annotation, molecular function: pyridoxal phosphate binding; serine C-palmitoyltransferase activity. Gene Ontology annotation, biological process: ceramide biosynthetic process; sphingosine biosynthetic process. Bases 224 to 1933 code for a protein of 569 amino acids. The record is from RefSeq and is a predicted model, not a curated record. Gene Ontology annotation, cellular component: serine palmitoyltransferase complex.
CCAGCUUCUGGAUUUUCAGGUUUCACGGGGAGUGUGUGUGUGUCAUGAGUGUGUGGCCGUUGUAUGUGUGUGUGUGCGAGUGUGUGUGAGAGCUUUUUUUUUUUUUGUAGUGUGUUUUGUAACCGUUCCCCCAGCUCGGAUACUGUCACCGCCUUGCACCGCAGGCAGGCACCGUGUUCCUACAUGCAAGUUACCGUCGCGGCUCCACAAUCGUUGGCCAGCAAUGACCGAAAGCCCCGCGACCAAGCCAGCCAACGGGGACGUGUGUCAGCGGGUGAAGAACGGACUUAAACCGGAGAGAAACGGCUUAUUGAAGAGCCUCCACCGCUGCCAUGAGCGCCAGUCCAAACACCACUGCCACCCCGAGGAGGAGGAGGUCCAUGCAGCAUCACACCAUGACAGCCUGUACAGCCGGCCCUUCAUCGAGUCUUUCGAGGAGACGCCCAUGCUGGUGGCGGUGCUCACCUACAUGGGCUACGGCAUCCUCACCAUCUUCGGCUACCUCCGCGACUUUCUCCGUCACUGGAAGAUCGAGAGGUGUCACAUCGCCAGGGAGAAGGAGGAACAGAAGGACUUUGUGCCCCUCUACCAGGAUUUUGAGAAUUUUUACACCAGAAACCUCUACAUGCGUAUAAGAGACAACUGGAACAGGCCCAUAUGCAGCGUACCGGGGGCCAAAGUGGAUCUGAUGGAGCGAGCGUCCCACGACUACAACUGGACUUUUGAGUACACAGGUCGGGUAGUGCGGGAUGUGAUUAACUUGGGCUCGUAUAAUUACCUCGGCUUCGCUGAGAACUUCGGCCCGUGUGCUGACUCUGCAGCCGAGGUCACCAUCAAGUACGGCGUCGGAGUUGCAAGCACCAGGCAGGAAAUUGGUAACCUGGACAGACAUGAGGACAUGGAGAAACUAGUGGCUAAGUUCCUGGGUGUAGAGUCAGCCAUGGCUUUUGGGAUGGGGUUUGCAACCAACUCCAUGAACAUACCAGCACUGACUGGCAAGGGCUGUCUGAUUCUGAGUGAUGAACUGAACCAUGCCUCUCUGGUCCUGGGAGCCAGACUCUCCGGGUCCACCAUCAGAGUCUUCAAACACAACAACAUGCAGAGCCUUGAGAAACUGCUGAGAGAAGCCAUAGUUCACGGGCAGCCCAGGACUCACAGGCCGUGGAAGAAGAUCCUCAUAGUGGUAGAGGGCAUUUACAGCAUGGAGGGCAGUAUAGUCCGCCUGCCAGAAGUGAUUGCCCUGAAGAAGCGCUACCGGGCCUACCUUUACCUAGACGAGGCCCACAGCAUAGGGGCCCUGGGGCCGAGGGGGAGAGGCGUGGUCGAUUACUUUGGCCUUGACCCCCGUGAUGUGGACGUCAUGAUGGGCACAUUUACCAAGAGCUUCGGUGCUGCCGGGGGAUACAUCGCAGGGAAAAGGGAGCUUAUUGAGUACCUGCGCUCCCAUUCCCACAGUGCGGUCUACGCCACCUCCAUGUCUCCUCCUGUGGUGGAGCAAAUCAUCACUUCUAUGAAGUGCAUUAUGGGAGAGGAUGGCACAACUAUCGGCUGUGACCGUGUGCGACAGCUGGCAGAGAACACAGUGUAUUUCCGCAAGAGGCUUCGAGAAAUGGGCUUCAUCAUCUACGGCAACGAAGACUCACCCGUUGUACCCAUGAUGCUUUACAUGCCUGCCAAGAUAGGAGCGUUCGGCAGGGAGAUGUUGAAGAGGGACAUCGGCGUGGUUGUCGUGGGAUUCCCGGCUACACCCAUCAUUGAGUCGCGCGCACGCUUCUGCAUCUCAGCCGCCCACACAAAAGAGAUGCUCGACAGGGCGCUGAGUGUCAUCAGUGAGGUAGGAGACCUUCUUCAGCUCAAGUAUUCCCGACACAGAAUACAGCCGUCUAUGGCGCGACCCUUUGACGAUAACAUGUAUGAGGACAUUGACGACUGAUGAACCACUCGUCGCCUGAAGUGGGCAUGAACCUGAACAACCCCAGAAAAUACAGACCAGGUCAAGAAGAUGGAUCACAAGUCUUCCACAAGGACAGAGACGUGCACAGGUGCCCCCGUUGUCACUAGCUUGCCAUAAUGUAACCCUAACCCCCCCCCAAACAAAAGGAAAAACACUUAAAACUAUCAUCUAAUUCUACUUUGCCUUACCUAAACAUGCUGAACGUGUGGUGAACAGACAAAUGGCACCUCUGCUUUUUUCCUGCAUACUUUUAUUACUUUUUGUUUCACUUUGUGUCUUAAGAUUUUUUUUUUUUUGGUUGAUUUGUACGUGUGUAUGUCUGCAGUGCUUGUAGCAUUCCUCGUGUUAAGCCUUGUGGUUGUGUAUGUAAAGUGGACAAAUGUCAACUUUCUAAAUGUCUCUGAAAUUGUGAGCUGCUCAGAUUGUCUUUCAUAAUAUGGAUCUGAAUUGAACUUUAAUGCGGUAAAAAAAUAGAUUACUUUUAAAUAUAAAAUAAAAAAUAAAAAAAGAGAAAGACAUUAUCCAUUAGGAUCAGAUCUGUGACUAUUGUCAUAGGCCAAAUACAGAAAGCGCCGGUUUUUCCAUUGUUUUCACAAGACCACGCGAGUCACCAAAUUUCAUCCCUGACUGUCUGUUUAUGUUAUCUGGACUUGACUUCUGCCAUUGCACUAGUUAGCCUAAACAUUAUAACCCUCACCUGACAUUCUUUUGAGACUUUUUGGUGGCAGUGUGCGGCAAGGCGGCAUAUAGUUUGAUUUUUGUAUGUUAGGGUAGAUCUAAUGGCACCAAGAGGCCGUACUCCUCCUUGAGCUUGACCACCCAUUUCUAAACCAACUGAAGUUUAACAUCAGAAUUAAGCAUGGCAGAAGCGCUACAGAGUGAGAUGGUGUUGAAGAGCAGAUCUUUACCCUGAACAAUGCAAAGACAGUUUGAUAUUUUGGGAAAAAAUAUUGUGGAAAUAAUUAUUUAAAAACUUCAAUAUGAAGCUACAGACCGCUCGUAACUAUUCAGAAAACUACAAAUUAUUAUUAUUUUUUUAUUCUUCAUACACUGACAUAACUCUGCUUGUUUGUUGUUAUACAAUUACAUUGUACAACCUUGGAUAUCUGACUUCACUUGACACAAAGAAAGCCUCAUUCAGGAAGCUCAGCACUACACCUCUUAAAUAGCAAAAGCACAGGGUGAAUAAAUGAUAAAAAAUAAUAUUGAUUUGGCUUUAUUUCACAACAGACACGAGAGUGGUAUCCAUUUUUCUCAUCUAAACUGAAAUCAAAACCCAAGAUGUCACACUAUUCCUUUUUAAAUUUCAGUUUUUGGGAUGUCUGCCUGCUUUCUACAUUACGCUCAUUUACCUACCAUAAGUAGCUUUUUAAUAACAUGCCAUUUUUCAUGAAUUACAGCUUGAGAACUUUAUUUAACAACUAACACCAGCUCCAGGUUAGUACAACCGUGCCAUAAUGGUAAUGGAUCCAAAGUGCUAGUGAGAAAAUGUCUUUAGCCGUGGUAUCGUUUGUGUAAACAGCCGACACACAGAAGAAAACCCCAACGCUGCAUAGCUCCAACAAUCAGAGGUUGAUAUCAUGGCAUCGGUAGAAUCCAUCCAACCUUUCAGGCAUGUCUGUACCUAGAAGAAAAACACAAUCUGUAGUGGAAAAACUCACAAAUCAGUUAGUUCCAAACUAAAUCGUAUCGUUUGUUGACUAAUCGAAUAAUCCAUUUGGAUAUUUUUUGUCGCAUCUACAUUGACGUUGCAAUACUGUAUAAUAUUUAGCUAUUUAUUUUUCCUGUGACAUAAGUUAAGCAUAUGAUUAAAUUCCACUGAAUUAUAUCUUAAUUAAAUCCCACUGUAUCUAUCAGCUGUCAACAACAUCAGUUUUCAUGACUAUAACUUAAGAAAGCAAGAUUAUAAUUCAGAAAUGUCUUUUAAAACCUUGAAUGGGUCGAUUUUCAAUUCCCAAAGUCUGUUACAUGUGGAUUUGUCAGGCUUCUUGUUCUUACAGCCACAGUACGUGACAUGUCACCAUCACUGGCGUGCUUCAAUGCAUUUGCUUCAUGCGUGUUUGUACAGUUCAACGUAUCACAAACGACCUCAUCAAUCAAGUUUCAAGGUCUAAGUUGUGACAGUCGAUAUGAAGUCUGGUUAAAAAGCUGUCUAGAGGAUCAGUUGGGUCAAUUCAAGAAGUGUAAAAUUAUAUUUAGAUACUCAUGUCUCUAGGCAGAAAAGGAGAACAUAAACUAUGAAGACUAAACUAGUCUGGAUGUUUGUAAUAUCAUUAUACAUUUCCAGCCCGUCUCUUGGGCGCCUAUUAAUAAUAACCUCAUUGCUUUGUGUGUGAUAACAUUGUUUUAAUGACUUGUAAAACCAAGUGCUAUCUCUGUGCAGUGAUCUAAAGUCUUUAACAACUUUAAUCAGCUUGACUGGGAACAAGAUUGUGUGCUCGCAUGCUUUCGGGUAUUUAAGUGUGCGUUACUGCACUUUCACCUCACUCUUUCUUUCCAUGUACACACCUUGUCUUAAGAAUUCUCGGUUAAUUUUUACUUUGUGCUACUGAGCUUUGGGACAACGCUCCCAAAUAAGGGCAGCUGUAAAAUCCCACAUGCAUACAUACAUACAUUCAGUCUUGCAUGUAUGGACACUGACGAGUAUUGUGUAACGACUCCUUCCUCAUACUAAUGCAUGUAGAGUAAGAAUUAGCCAUCGAAGCUGCUCUGCGCCACAACCAGUGGUGCUCAAUGAUAUACACUGUUCUGCUAGAUGUGACUUUUUCUUUUUUUUUUUUCUUUUUUUGAAUAUUGUCUUAAAAAUUCUUUCCAGAGAAAGUUAACGUGUGGGCUCCAGGGAGUUUAUUUUUUUCUUUCUUUUAUAUUAAUGUUUGUCUGUAACUGUAGAUGAAAGAUGUUUUUGAUCCUUGAUUUACUGUAGAAAAGGUCUCAAAACCUGAAUCUUGAAAAUUAUUGUCCAUGAGCUACAAGCUACAAUGUUAUUCAUAGAUACAGAAUGUCUAUAUAUAUAUAUAUACACACAUAUAUAUACGUUUGCACACAAGAAAGUCAGCGAAUGAUUAAAAACCAGGCAUUUAAAGAGAAUAUUUUUGCCCCAACACCAAAUGUCCUCAAUGUCUCGAUGAUGCUAUUCUCGAUGUAAAUGAUAUCUUUGUUAGUUGAACAAUAACCAAAUGUAAUCCUGGAUGUUCCAUCCAUGAAAACUACAGUAUGUUCCCCCAACAAUAUUAAUUACGAGAUGCACAACGGCAGAAAAAGAGCUUUGUUGGCGUAAGAUGAAAGACGGUCCCAACAUUUUGUACAAAGUUUAUAUUGUUUCAUUGAAAAGGAGCUACUGAGAAUAUUUUGUUUACUAUAGGGUAACCUGGGAACUAUGGUUAUCACUAUUACUGGCAGCUUAAAGUGCUCGAGUGUGCCAAUAAUAGAGGCAAUCAUUUCAGUGGUUGAGUGCAAGUUACCACACAUCAGAGAUAAUUAUUUUCUGAUAUAGUGCCUUUUGAAGCAAAUGAUUUUCUAAAGAGUUCUGACCACAGUAAAUGUUAUGACUCGUUCAUUUUUACAGCCUUGUUUGACUUCUUUUACUACUUUGUCUUCGAUACUUAUAAUUAGCACCGGGUGUGUUUUCUGUGUUGACUAAUUGCCAUGCAUUUGAUCAUAAAACAUGCACUAUUUGCAACAUAUCAGCAAAUGAAUAAUAUGUAAAUUGUCACCCCUGUCAAAAGUAUCAGUAGGUCAUUAAAACAAUAAAAACAAAUAUUUUAAAUUGCCUUCAA